Geodia barretti is the source of this 900-nucleotide messenger RNA. NCBI's taxonomy places the organism in Eukaryota, Metazoa, Porifera, Demospongiae, Tetractinellida, Geodiidae. The record is from the annotation of a GenBank genome assembly.
CUGAAGUGCGUCGUUGAUUUGAACGAAGCCCUUGCCAAACAGAUCGCUGAGGAGCUUGACACGGAGUGGACACCGAAUCUGGAUGAUAUCUUGGGACGGAGCGAUAUCGACUGCGUGAUGGUGAUGACGCCAAGCGGGACCCACGCAGCACUCGGCAUCCGCGUAGCACAGGCGGGAAAGCAUGUGAUUACUACCAAGCCGAUGGACGUUUCGACCGAAGCCUGCGAUCGCCUCAUCGCCGCCUGUGACGAGGCUGGUGUCAAGCUAGCUGUCGAUUAUCAGAGCCGCUAUGUGGACACCAACUAUCGCGUCGCGGAAGCCCUUCGGCGUGGGUGGCUCGGUAAGCCUAUUCUGGGCGAGGUCCGCUUCAAGUGGUUCAGAGCCGACGAGUAUUUUGAGCGGAGCGGGGGCUGGCGCGGAACAUGGGAAAUGGAUGGUGGCGGAUCUUUGGCGAAUCAGGGGGCGCAUCUGCUAGAUCUUAUCUCUUGGUUCAUGGGCGAUUUUGAAUCGGUCUACGGCGAGAUGGCAAUUAUGAAUCACGACAUUGAAACUGAGGACAUCGGGCUUGCAAUCGUGAACUUUAAGAGCGGUGCCAAAGGGGUCGUUGUUGGGACAACAACCUUUCCGACAAGCGUCUAUUUCAGUGCUGAAGUACACGGAACUGAAGGCGGGAUUUUGGUUGACGAUGUGCUUGGCGGGAAGAUGCGUGUCUUCGGUGAAGGGUUGGAGGAACGCCUCCAACAGAUUGAAAAUCCUAUUCACAGCAUCAUCGAAGAUUUUGUUCAGGCUUUUGAGGAAGGUGGAGAUCUGAGAGUUGAUGGCAAAGAAGGGCGUCGAACCGUUGCACUGUUGGAGAAAAUCUACCAAUCAGCCAGAGAGGGAAAAGUCCUUAGUGUCUGA